This is a messenger RNA of Anastrepha obliqua, 3461 nucleotides long. It is a transcript of the gene Cul5, whose product is annotated as cullin-5. Lineage: Eukaryota; Metazoa; Arthropoda; Insecta; Diptera; Tephritidae. The coding region runs from base 173 to 2635 and encodes 820 amino acids. The record is from RefSeq and is a predicted model, not a curated record. Gene Ontology annotation, biological process: protein ubiquitination; SCF-dependent proteasomal ubiquitin-dependent protein catabolic process. Gene Ontology annotation, cellular component: SCF ubiquitin ligase complex; Cul5-RING ubiquitin ligase complex. Gene Ontology annotation, molecular function: ubiquitin protein ligase binding. The transcript has 7 exons.
UGGCCAUACCACCAAGAGAACGUUGAAAUAUUGUUAAAAGUUCUCUGGCGAUUCGUUUAUUCUCCGUUUUCUUUCGAUCUCUCAUUUUCUACACGAAUUUGUCAAAAUUUGCAGAACAAAAGCGCUUUAAAUAAAUGUUGAAUAAAAUAAAGUGCAUAGAAAAAAUACUAAAAUGUUAAAAGUUUCUACUGGACAGGGCAAAGGACUACGCUCCUUUGAAGAAGUAUGGCCCGAAAAACGCCUAAUAGUGCUGAAGUUAUUAAAUCAGGAAACUGUUUCACAAUUAGAAUGGCAGGAAUUGUUUUAUGGGGUGCAUUUGGUGUGCCUGUGGGAUGAGAAAGGUGCCGCAAAAAUAUACGACUGCUUGCGAGCAGAUAUUGUUGAAUUUAUAGUACAUGCUCAACGUAAAGUUCAAUCACAACGCGGCGAGCACGCGCUUCUCACUACAUACAUUAUUGAGUGGCGCAAAUUCUUCACACAAUCCAAUUACCUGCCGCUGCCUUUUCGUCAACUGGAGCAGUCACUGCAAUUUAAGGUGCUCGCUUCAUCUGCGUCAACAUCAGCAUCCAGUUCCUCUGCAGCCAGCACAAGUGCCAACGCUGCGUCGGUUUCGGCGUCAGGUGGCGCCUCCACAUCUGCGGCUGCCGCGGCAGCCUCCUCAUCAUCGACUUCUGGUGGCAGCAGUAGUAGCAAAAAGAAUUCCACUGAUGAUUCUAUUGUACGCAAACUAAUGCUUGACUCGUGGAAUGAGAAUAUAUUUCGUGAUAUAAAAGAUCGCCUACAGGAAUCUGCCAUGAAAAUUGUGCAUGCCGAACGAAAUGGAGAUGCUUACGACGCACAACUUGUAAUUGGGGUGCGUGAAAGCUAUGUGAACUUAUGUUCGAAUCCAGACGACAAACUCCAAAUCUACCGCGAAAAUUUUGAAGCAGCCUACUUAAAAGCAACUGCAGCUUUCUAUCGCCUUAAAACAACGGAACAACAGCAAGCAAAUGGUGUGCUAGCUUUUAUGAGAUAUGCGGAUGCCAAAUUGCGUGAGGAAGAGGCUCGUGCGAAACGUUAUCUUGAACCGAGCAGCUACGGUGUGCUCGCACAGACCUGCGUCAAAGUCUUAGUUGGCGAUCAUAUGAAUACAAUUAUUGCCGAGUGUGCAGCGCUCAUAAAAGAAUACGAAACAGAAAAGUUAAAUCUCAUGUUCCGACUAUUAGAUCGUGUACAAGACGGUGUUGAACCAAUGUUGCGCGAUUUGGAAAGUCACAUUGUUACUGCUGGCUUAGCGGAUAUGCUAUCUGCUUCCGAUAUAAUCACACAAGACUCCGAAAAGUAUGUGGAGCGGCUACUCGAGCUAUUCAAUAAAUUCAGUUCAUUGGUGAAAUACGCCUUCAACGAUGAUCCACGCUUUUUGACGGCGCGUGACAAGGCUUUCAAAACUGUGGUGAAUGACACGAGUGUAUUUAAGUUAGAACUACCCACUGGCCUAACAAACCGCGGUGUCAAGUCCAUCGCCCCGGAGAGCAAAUGUCCUGAACUUUUAGCCAACUAUUGUGACAUGCUGCUGCGACGCACGCCGUUAAGUAAGAAACUGACUAGCGAACAAAUCGACGCGCGAUUACGGGAUGUGCUACUCGUGCUGAAAUAUGUUAACAAUAAGGAUGUAUUUAUGCGCUACCACAAGGUGCAUUUGACAAGAAGGCUAAUACUUAGUACCAGCGCAGAUAGUGAGAAGGAAGAAGAUAUUGUGGAAUGGCUACGCGAGGCUGGUAUGCCAGCUGAUUACGUGAACCGCUUAGGGCGUAUGUUCCAAGACAUUAAGCUCAGCGAAGAUUUAAAUACUCAAUUCCGCAAUUGCACUGGACGUCACGAUGCUAUUAAUAUAAAAAUACUCAAUGCCGGUGCCUGGGCACGUUGUUCUGAACGUGUUUCGGUGAGUUUGCCACUAGAAUUGGAGGAUUACAUUCCAGAUGUGGAGGAAUUUUAUAAGAAAAACUUUUGCGGUCGCAAAUUGCAAUGGUAUCAUCAUAUGAGCAAUGGUACAAUAACCUUUGUAAAUAAUUUCGGUCGUUACGACUUGGAUGUAACCACUUUUCAAAUGGCUGUGCUAUUUGCAUGGAAUCAGCGGCCGCAUGAUAAAAUCUCCUACGAGAAUCUGCGUUUAGCGACCGAGUUGCCAGAUCCCGAACUCAGACGCACGCUCUGGUCGUUAGUGGCAUUUCCAAAGCUGAAAAAGCAAAUUUUACUCAUGGAACCCUCAACGAUGACAACUCCAAAAGACUUUUCAGAAAAUACUUUAUUUAGUGUCAAUCAGGAAUUUGCUGUGGUGAAAAAUGGCAAAUCACAACGAAGAGGAAAGAUGAAUAUGAUUGGCCGCUUGCAACUGAGUACCGAACGAUCCCAACAGGAGGACAAUCAAUCGAUUGUGCAAUUGCGUAUUUUGCGCACCCAAGAGGCCAUUAUCAAAAUUAUGAAAAUGCGCAAACGCUUGAAUAAUGCAACAUUGCAGGCCGAAUUGAUCGAUAUACUUAAGAAUAUGUUCUUGCCAUCAAAGAAAAUGAUUAAGGAGCAACUAGAAUGGCUAAUCGAGCACAAGUAUAUGCGUCGUGAUGAUGAUGAUAUCAAUACAUUUAUUUAUGUGGCUUAAAAGGUACAUGCGUGUGUAGCUGAGCGGCUAGCUGGCAGCAAGCAAAAGAUACGAGUGAGAUAAAUUGAAUAACUUCUGCAAACUCUCCAACUCCUUUUUUACUAUAAUUCAGUAAAUUAAAUUUUAGUUUUUAAGUUAAAUGAAGCGCUUCGAAUACGACGUGUUAUUUUUGAACACUCACACACAUACCUAAACGCGCUAUAAACAUGUACUAGUUCGAGAUAAAUAGGCCUAGCAUUACUUCAUAUACAUAUAAACAAUAUUUAAUUAAUUUUAAAAUGUUUAUACCCACUGGUUAUUAGUUUAUGUCUUACAGUUUAAAAACUGAAUAGAUCGAUUCCAAUUCCUUAACAAAUUUAUAUAUUUUUACUUGAUAAUUGAAAACCUUCAGUUAUCGAGUUGCAAACGUUCUUUUAUUUAAAAAUUUUUAUAGAGUAUUUAAUUCAUCGUUAGCACAUGAUUGUGCUCUUUUAUUUUGAUAUUUUUAAAAUUGAAUAUUUUAUAUUGUAUUCUAAUUCCAAUGUGAUCAUGUUGUCCAUUUAUUAUUAUACUUAUUUGUGGCUUUUGACAAGGCAACUUUCUUAUUUUAAUUGCAAUGUCGGAAAUGGAAAAUGUUUAACUGCUACGCACACACAAGCUACAUGUUUGUAAAUAGAUAUGUUCGGCGCGAGCACUUGCAAAUUUUAAACAGCAAUAAUUAUAAAUAUUAACUCUUAUAGACACAUACAAACAUAUUUUGUUAUAUGUACAUGAAUUCAUUCAUUCAUACGAAGUGAACCAGAAAUUUAGCUGGAGGUUAUGAGCGUAAAGUACUUUGAAAUUAAAA